GUUUGAACCUCAUGUUGGGGUCAAUUUGCAAGAUCAAGCAAUUUGCUGAAUGCAUUACAAAUGGCAAGAGGGUGACCACUUUCAUCUAUUGGCAUAUCAAAAUUCUUGAUGAAAUGAGAGUGAAGACCAACAAUGCUGAUUUGGUGAGGGCUGGGGCAACUCGAUUUGCCACAAAUUUCCUCAACUUGGCAAGCUUGCACAAACACAAGCAAGCUCUAAAAGAGUUGUUUGUGGGUGAUGUUUGGCAUAACAAUAAGAAGUUGUCAACCUCACCUGUGGGACAAAAGGUUCAAGAAGAUGUGCUGUCCAUUAAUUUUUGGAACUCUGUGGAGACUUGCAUGAAAGUGUCUCUGCCUCUUCUAAGGGUACUAAGGAUUGUUGAUGGAGAUGAGAGGCCAGCCAUGCCUGAGGUAAUGGCUGCGAUGGACUUUGCGAAGGACAAAAUCAAGGCUGCAAUAGAGGAGAAGCCAACUUUGCUCAAGAAAGUGAUCAAAAUAGUUGAGGAUAGGUGGGAAUCCCAAAUGGGUGUGAAGUUGUAUGGGGCUGCACUAUUCUUAAACCCCAACAGAUUCUAUGAUCUCAAAGCUAAGCCUGAGAAUGCAAGAUAUUGUCAAAAGCUGAGGCAUAUGUUCAAGGAGGUGCUAGUGCACAUGGAGCCCAAUGAUGAUAAAGCAAGCUUGAUUAGCAGAUUAGCCGAUGACUAUGAGAGAGGUGAAGGUGAAUGUUUCAGCUCAAAGUUGGCCAUCAAGGACCGAUCCAAAAAGAGUCCUCUUCUUUGGUGGGGCGCUUAUGGUGGACUUGCUUUUGAGCUGCAAUCUUUGGCAAAGCACAUUGUUAGCCUUUGUGCUUCAGCUUCUGGCUGUGAGCGCAAUUGGUCAGCCUUUGCAAAUAUCCAUAGCAAAAAGAGACCUAGGUUGGAGUUCCAACGACUCAACGAUCUGACCUUUGUUCAAUACAAUCGGAAGAACGCUGACAGGUUCCAGAAGCUUCGCGAGGAAGGCUCCAAAGGGGUUAGGUCUGACCCAUUAGUCCUAGAAGAUCUAGAUUGGGAAAAUGAAUGGAUUGAUGCUAAUGCCCAGCCAGUUUAUGAGGGUGCUGAUAUCACUUGGGCUGAAGUUGAUGCAGCAGUUGGUGCAUCUGAAGGUCCUUUGCACAACCUAAGAAGACAUGGGAGUCAGCCCGCUGCUGGUACUGCUAACAUCCACUAUUCUCGAGCUCGAGUGGUGGAAACUCAAGUUGAAGUGGAAGAGGAGGUUGUUCCUGAGGUUGAGCUUGAAGAUUAUUCAACAAGUGAAGAUGAAGGUGGAAAUGAAGGUGGUGGUGAAGAUGAUGAUGCGAGAGACAAUGAAGAAGAUGAUCAUCUCCGUUACUCUUACUAUGAUGAGUGACUGAGUGUGGAUUUGCGGCUAGCUGGAUGUAUCUACUAUCUAUUUGCUAUUAGGGCCAUGCGUAUGGGUUUGCGGCUGGUGUGCCUUGUUUUGGACACAUGAUUGCUAUUUGCUUGUUGAAUGCAGUGAACUAAAUUAAUGCUUGCUUAUUUUCUGUAAAAGUGUAGAACUGCUGGUGUUUUUCUUAUGUGUCAAUGUUUUUCAGCUCCAAGAAACAUGGAUCAUCAAGGAAAAGAACUUGGACAGAUGGACAACCAAGAAGUAAGUAAUACUCUUUAUUUCAGUAUGUUUUACAAGUCUUCUGUUACAAGUUUGAUGUUACAAAGAUGGAAAA
Molecule: messenger RNA, 1722 nt
Organism: Lolium rigidum
Lineage: Eukaryota; Viridiplantae; Streptophyta; Magnoliopsida; Poales; Poaceae
Exons: 3
Coding region: 12-1388 (458 amino acids)
Molecular function (GO): protein dimerization activity
Source: RefSeq, a predicted model, not a curated record